GUAUCGUUGCGAAAGUGUUCCGAAAACCCCGUGAAGCUAUCUAUUUUUGUUUGAAUAUCCAAUGCCUAAACAAUCAGCGAUGAAUAUAUAAAAGGAAAAUAUACAGUUUCGUCGGGGUAUCUUUUUGAGUAAAACAUUGUGUAUUAGCUCCACUGUUGUAACAUUUCCACCAACGACUCACAAAUAUCUGUGGACCAUGUGCAUGCGAGUUCAACGGUUUGGAUGUCGAGCUCCAGUUUCCAGUUCCCGUUGUAAGACCGGUGCAUCCAGAUCUUGUCGAAAGCCCGGAACCUGCUGCAGUCCUGGAACCUUCUGCUCUCCCCCAUCUCGCUGUAGUCCCGGAUCCUGCUGCAAGUCCGGAUCCUGCUGCAAAUCUGGACCCUGCUGCGGGCCAUGUGGGUCCUGCUCGAGUGGCUGUGCCGCCUGCUUGUCCUCCUGCUGUGGGAUAUUCCCCGAAACCUGCUGUGGCCCGUGGUGUGAGUCCUGUCUGGAUCCCUCCUGGUUCUCAUGGCUGGCUCCUGACCUCAGCCGAUCCUGCUGCUGUGCUUGCAUGACCUGUGGUCGAUCCAAGUGCUGAUAGUGGAUAGUGGAGCGUUGUUGUGAAAUGUUGUGGGAAGAAGCCAUAAUAACAAAAAUCAUAUAUAA
Messenger RNA from Drosophila erecta, 645 nucleotides. Its product is annotated as keratin-associated protein 5-9. Bases 197 to 577 code for a protein of 126 amino acids. The transcript is spliced from 2 exons. NCBI's taxonomy places the organism in Eukaryota, Metazoa, Arthropoda, Insecta, Diptera, Drosophilidae. The record is from RefSeq and is a predicted model, not a curated record.